GAGCGUGAUGAGAGAGAGAGAGAGAGCAUCUGUCUCCGCACACACACACACACACACACACACACACACACACACACACACACACACCUCAGGGAGGAUGCCUCCGUUCAGACAACAGACGAGCUGAACGAGAAUCGGACGGACUGAACCGAUCCACCGACACCGCCUCCAGGAUCUACCGGGCUCAGAGUCACCGGGGCCGGGCCGAACCUCCCGCCGGGCCGAACCUCCUCCCCGUCGGUGUGAUUGUCCUGUGGGUCCCGGAGGACCGGAGGACCGGAGGAGGAUGAAGAAAAGCAACCAGAGCAGACGGGGCGUUCAGGACUCGGGUCAGCAGGCGGUCCAGCAGCCGGACAAAGUGGGCUGGAUCAGGAAGUUCUGCGGCCGAGGGAUCUUCAGAGAACUGUGGAGGAACCGGUUCGUGGUCCUGAGAGGAGACCGGCUCUACGUCUCCGACAAAGAGGUGAAAGAUGAGCGGAAGGCACAGGAAGUGUUUGACCUGGCUGAUUAUGAGCGUUCGGAGGAGCUGAGGAAAGCGAAGAGUCGCAGCAAGAAGAACCACAGCCGCUUCACCCUGCUGCGCUGCCGGCAGCCAGGAAACACUGCUCCCAACCUUUUGUUUCUGGCCGUCAGUCCGGAGGAAAAGGAAUCAUGGGUCAAUGCCCUCAACGUGGCAAUCAUCAAAGCCAAGAACCGCAUUUUAGACGAGGUGACCAUCGAGGAGGACAAUGCACUGGUUCAUCCCACCAGAGACCGGGCCAAGAUCCCUCAUGGCCGCCGGCUGCCGACCAGAGGACACCUCAUGGCCGUGGCAUCCACUUCUUCCCAUGGCAUGCUGACCCUUGACCUGGUUGCUGAAGAAGAUGGUUUCUCUCCGGACUACGAUGGCGACUCGCAGGAAUCCUGGGAGAACAGCUUCCAAGCCGACCUGCAGAUGUCGUGUGGACAGGUUGUCGGAUCUCGGGGUGUCGGAGUUCGUCAGCGAGCUGACACAGAUGUGUCAAAGCUGCGGGUGACCUUGAAGGAACCCAAAGUAAAGACCGGCAGUCUGCCCAGGGGGAGUGAGCGGUCCUGGGGCAAACAGUCUCACCUGGAGGUCUCCAAGGUCCACAAGUCCCAGCAGGUCCUUCAGGCUCAGUCUCGGACACCGCAGCCGGGGAAGAGGUUCAGCAUGCAGGGCCGGAGUCGCUGUGCCUCCAUGGAUGAAGUCCUGUCCUCCAGACCGGCAAUGAUUCGCUCUGAACUGCGCUCCGCUCUGCGUCGAUAUCCAACUGAAGAGGAGGCGGGGGGCAGAGCUUCAGUGCAGCCGGUGGGUCAGCUGCAGAGCCUGAUCGCCCAGAGGAUGCAGAGAGCUCAGGAGCUACUGGAGGAGAUGAGACUGCAGGAGCUGCAGAAAGCAAAGGCAGAGAGAGAACAAGCAGGCAGCUCACCUUAUCUGAAGGGCAUCGACUCCCCUCGCCUCCACCACCUCAGGGGCUCAGACUCUCCUCACUCCAGCAGGUCGUCUGGAUCUCCAAGGAGCAGGAGCAGCGACUCUCCUCGUCUCCGGGGUAAAGACUCUCCUCGUCUGAGAGGGAGAGAGUCUCCUCGAUCCAAAGCAAAGAGGAAUCGCUCCAAAAGGGCCGACUCGCCUCGCUCCAGAGGAUCCCAUUCACCUGCCACUAAAGCAAACAACUCUCCUCCACUGACACCUCGUCUGACUGCCACCGACUCUCCUCAGACGAAGAGCUCCGACGCAGUCCACUCGCCAAAACUCAAGGGAUCAUCCAGCUCCUUUUGUGCCAACAAGGAGGACGGCUCUCCUCAGCAGAAGUCACCUCCAUGCAUCAUAGGAUCCGACUCCUCUCAGCUCAAAGGAUCUGAUUCACCACAAAUCAGCGAAAUUGACUCCCCGAGUCUGGGGAGCAGCAAGGAGUCACCCUGCCUGAGCCAGAAGAACUCCCCAAGUCUUUCUGGAUCCUUUGAGUUCUCGCAGCCCAAAACCCCUGAAAAACACAGCUCGUCUCCACCUCCGCCCUCUUCACCUCCCUCCCUGCUGUUGGAGGAGGACCUGGAGGUGGAGAACAGGCGAGCAGAGGCUGAGCGUCUCCUGGAGGAGGCCGUGUCAUCCUGGAAGGAGGCGCAGGAAGUCCUGCAGGAGGUGAAGGAGCUGCAGAGCCAGACACUGCGGCGACAGCGCAGGAGGACCUACGAGAAGAUGACAACUACAGCGGCAGCAGCUGGGUUGCCCACGGCGACCACGCAAGCAGACGAGGAUGACACACCCACCUCGCCGACGUCGCCUGAGGACGACGACGAGUCCGAGACGCCUUGAUGAGGAUUCUUUUCUAGAAAUAUUUAUUGAAUUUUCUCCAUGGGAGUAGCAGCGUUUCUCAGCAUGCUGAUGCACAAAAGACAGAAUUUGCAUAAUUUUUAAUUCCUAAAACGUUUUUUCAUCAUUUAAUCCAGGGACGGAGGGAUGCACCUGAACACUUAAGCAAUGUGGAUUAUUUUGAAACCAGCGAUACAGUUCUUCCCAGGAGGUUUAAUGACUUUAAUCCUCCACAGUGCACUACACGCCCUCUCUCUUCUGCUGCCCGUUUUAUGCCACAACAGAUGUCACGUUUAAUUUGAGCAGAUUUUAAUGGAGGAGAGGCGCUUCCCUUCACCUUCCCCAACGGUGCUGCGCGCUUUUCUUCUUUGUCUUUUUCUUCUGAAAGUGAAGCGAAAUGCCUCUCCGAUUAUUUCAAAGACUUUUUACCCCCAUGAGGUUUUUUGGAUAUUUGGGGUUUUGUUUUUUUUCCGAGCAAAGAUGUCAACAUUUCUACAAUGGGAGACUUUUUCAAAGUAAAGGCACUGAAGAGCACUAUGUUUGCUACGGGCACGGUGGGGGGGGUUCUUUUUAAGUAAGGGUACACUUAUUAUUGAGAGUUUAAAUAUUUAUUACCUGAUUUAUUUGCUAAUAUGUAUUAAGUCUGCUUGUGUGACAUUUCUGUUGAAACUAGGGAUGAGCGAGUACCAUUAUCUGCAACUACACUAACUGUACUCAACUUAAACUUUAAUGGGCGGGGCUUAAACUUUAAUGGGCGGGGCUUAAACUUUAAUGGACGGGACUUAAACUUUAAUGGGCGGGGCUAUGUCAAAGUUUAAGCCUGAAAUUAUUUCGGGUUGAUCAGAAGUUGCUAUAUUUAUCAGAAAACUAUUAACAGUAUUGAUCUUUAGAGCAGUUUAAGAGAACUUAUUACAGAACAAGUGUUUUCAAUAAAAGUUGCUAUAUUUACAUACAUAUAUUGACACAUUAUCUGGACCUCGCUCAGCCCUUGUUAAAAAGAUCUUAUGAAUUUUCUCUGCUUUGGUUGUAGCCCCAUAUUGAACAGAUUAAUCAAGCUACAACAAAAAUCAGGGAGUUUGUUCACCAACCAAGAGAUAAUAAGCAAUAAUGUCAAUAAGAAAUAAAGAAAAUGUCUUCACUUCACUUCACUGAUCAGCUACGGCUGUAACAUAAACGUGGUCACAUUAACCUGCUCGGAGGCUCCUGUAACACAUUAUUUAAUUAAUGUUCUUGUAUCUUCUGAAGUGGGUUUGUAUGAGGUACACAGUCAGUGUGUUACCUGCAGGAGCAAACAGGAAGUGGAGCAAUGUAUAAUAAUAAUAAUAAUAAUAAUGUAAUUAUAUAAAAACAUAUUUCCAAACAAAUAACUUAAAUUGAAUAAAUUGGAUCUAGUCAGCGAUGAGUGAAGUCAUAGUAUCAUUAGUUGAGUUAGCGUUGUGGUAGCCGCAAUACAAAACUCCCAUAGGGAAAUGGCCGAUUUAAGGCAGCUAGUAAUAAAUUAGUUGAACGUGUUUAUGUUGCAUUUUGUUAGUGUUAAUCCUUUAAAGGGCUCCUAAAAAUAUAUAUUAUUAUUAAAAAUAUUCAGAAUAUUUUCACGGCUAUGUCCAGUUCCUCACUGGAGGGGGCGCUAUGUAUAAGUACCUCAUACAACCGCACUCAGAAACACCAGAACUAUCCCUUUAAAUUAUGAAAUUGAAGCACUGAAAAUAUACAUAAUGAAACAUUCGCGUCACAGAUACAGAAAGGUAGAGACCUCAUUGAUCGCUGCUAUACAUCUGACCUCUGCCAAAUUGCGGACGUCAUAUAAGCAAGUUGAACACUGAGAUUCAGACUGAACUAUAAAAUGAACUGUAACUCCCCCAGUGACUGAAUAAAUCCCAGCAUCAGGUUCAGUUUCUCACCUUUAUAACAAACCAACUCUAAUGAGAAUGUGUUCACAAUGAAGAGAGUAACAGUGGCUUCGGUAGUUCAGUCUGAAUCUCUCUGUUGGUAACUAACGGAUCUUGACCUCUCCAAUAUGGCGACCACGCGGUCAAAUGGAGAAUGCCGUUCUCACAUAAGUCACAGAUUGAAUUUGAUGGAUUUGAGUCUCGCAGACACAAACGAGGAAACGUAGAAUAAAUAAAUACAUUUUACUGAAUCUACAGUUUAUCAAACUAACAUUUAUGGACUCACAAAUAAACAAAAUAAGACCUAAUUAGUGCGACACUGUUAAAAUGCACUUUUAUUUAUUAUAUGGAGGAAGAGCUGUUUUCAGAACGAGCAGCUGAUCAAUAACUAUCUGUUUUACACUUUUUGUGUUGGUUGUUGUAACUUUAAAUAACUGAUCUGAGUUUCUGUCACAAUGUUUAACGGAUGUUUUUUGGUGUUUUUGCACAUUUGUGAGACGAGUAGAAGACGACAGCGACGGGUUGCACACGGCCGUCGUUCUGUGAGUGACGUUGGUGAAUCACUGUAUUAAAAACUGUUCUUUUCUUUUAGUUAAAGAUUUAUAUGUUGAUGUUGUUUGAAUUACUGUAUACAGCAAUGCAUUGUGGGUAAAUGGAGCCACACACACACACAGUUUAUUUUCAGUUUGGAGCAUCCAGACUUGGUUUUCACACAGAAAUAAAAUAAGAUUUAAAUCAGAA
This is a messenger RNA of Dicentrarchus labrax (European seabass), 4941 nucleotides long. RefSeq names its product pleckstrin homology domain containing, family O member 1a (gene plekho1a). The transcript has 10 exons. The record is from RefSeq and is a predicted model, not a curated record. The coding region runs from base 287 to 2314 and encodes 675 amino acids. Gene Ontology annotation, cellular component: ruffle membrane; muscle cell projection membrane. Lineage: Eukaryota; Metazoa; Chordata; Actinopteri; Moronidae. Gene Ontology annotation, biological process: regulation of myoblast fusion.